Messenger RNA from Labrus mixtus (cuckoo wrasse), 1504 nucleotides. RefSeq names its product gap junction Cx32.7 protein-like. Bases 20 to 934 code for a protein of 304 amino acids. Gene Ontology annotation, cellular component: connexin complex. Gene Ontology annotation, biological process: cell communication. The transcript has 3 exons. The record is from RefSeq and is a predicted model, not a curated record. NCBI's taxonomy places the organism in Eukaryota, Metazoa, Chordata, Actinopteri, Labriformes, Labridae.
GGGACAACUGGCGACUGAAAUGGGCGAAUGGGAUCUUUUGGGCCGCCUGCUGGACAAAGUGCAGAGCCACUCCACGGUGAUCGGCAAGGUCUGGCUCACCGUGCUGUUUGUCUUCCGCAUCCUGGUGUUAGGAACCGGUGCUGAAAAGGUGUGGGGGGAUGAGCAAUCCGACUUCGUCUGCAACACUCAGCAGCCCGGCUGUGAGAACGUCUGCUACGACCUCGCCUUCCCCAUCUCUCACGUUCGCUUCUGGGUCUUCCAGAUUAUUGCCGUGGCGACUCCCAAACUGCUUUACCUGGGCUACGUUCUUCAUGUGAUUCACGCUGAGAAGAAGAUGAAGGAGAGGAUGAAGAAGCAGGCCGAGUUGGACGACCCAGCCAGUCUGUUUCUCAGGAGGGCCUACAAAGUUCCCAAGUACACCAAGAGCACUGGCAAGAUCAGCAUCCGCGGCCGUCUCCUCCGCAGCUAUGUCCUCCAUCUCGUCGCCAAAAUCGCCCUGGAGGUUGUGUUCAUCGUGGGUCAGUACUUUCUCUACGGCUUCACCCUUCAGACUCGAUUUGUCUGCGCCAGCUUCCCGUGCCCUCACAAGGUGGACUGCUUCCUGUCGCGGCCUACGGAGAAGUCUGUCCUCAUCUGGUUCAUGCUGGUGGCGGCGUGCGUCUCCCUCGUACUCAACGUGCUGGAGCUGAUCUACCUGUGCGUGAAAGCGGUGAAGGAGUGCUUGGUGAGGAGGCAGGACUACACCGUGACCGCUGUGACGCCGCCGCUCUUGGAAAGGAAAGCUUUUAGAAGCCUAGACGACGAGGCCAUCCAGAACUGUGCCAACCUGGAGCUGGAGCUCCAAGGGCAGAAGUUAGGGGUGAACGGGGUCAACGAGGUCCCUAAGAAUGUGACGCCUGAGAACAACAACAUGACGGGGGAGAUCCAUAUCUGAAGCACGGAGGCGGUGAUAGGCUGUACGUGUCCAAAGCCCCUGAAUAUCAAGUAAAUGUGUGUUUUGGCUUUGGGGAGGAAAUGGGUGUGUGUGCGGAGUAAAUAAAGAUAGAGGGAGGGAAGUAACCAGCUUAGGUAAACAAGACUCAACCACAUGGAAAAUGUAGCUUUAAAUGACUUGUAGUAAGUUUGUGACUCAAUUAACAAAACAUUGCUUCAAGCAGUUGGUGUAAGAUUUUUCAUAUUUUUCUUUUUCACAUUUUGCUGAGUGUACUUUUUGGAUUGAUUUGAAGACAAAUUGUUACAAGUCAAUAAACCUGUCAAAUUCAAAUUCCGAGUCAGAUGGUUUCCUUUCCAGGUAUCCUAUUCUUACCAUAAUAUAGCUUCAUGUCAUGGGGUUUUUAAAAGUAAGAUUUCACCUAAGAGAUGUCAAGUUUCAUUGAUUUACCGAGCACUUAUUUCCUCCUACUCUAUUUUUUAAAUGUUUCGAUAUUGAGAACAAGCGUAUCCAUAAAACUGCAAACUUUUUCUUAAAACUCCUGCAAUGAACUUUGAGUUUAUCCUGACUUUG